This is a messenger RNA of Physella acuta, 2001 nucleotides long. RefSeq names its product tubulin alpha-1A chain. Gene Ontology annotation, molecular function: GTP binding; structural constituent of cytoskeleton. Lineage: Eukaryota; Metazoa; Mollusca; Gastropoda; Physidae. The record is from RefSeq and is a predicted model, not a curated record. Gene Ontology annotation, cellular component: microtubule. Gene Ontology annotation, biological process: microtubule-based process.
AAACCGCGCCCGUGUUGUCAGUGCAGCCGCUCUGUUCGACGCAUUACAGUCGUACUAAGAGGGAUCUUCCACUCCAUUUAUUUUAAAAACCAUAUUUUUAACACUUGUUUCAAUUUAACUUAACCACUUAUCAUCCAAAAUGCGUGAGUGUAUUUCCGUCCACGUUGGUCAAGCUGGAGUCCAAAUUGGUAACGCCUGCUGGGAGUUGUACUGUCUGGAACAUGGCAUCCAGCCAGAUGGUCAGAUGCCAUCAGACAAGACCAUUGGAGGUGGUGAUGACUCAUUCAACACCUUCUUCAGUGAGACUGGUGCUGGCAAACAUGUGCCAAGAGCUGUCUUUGUUGAUCUGGAACCCACUGUUGUUGAUGAGGUCCGAACUGGCACCUACAGACAGCUUUUCCACCCAGAGCAGUUGAUCACAGGUAAAGAAGAUGCCGCCAACAACUAUGCCCGUGGUCACUACACCAUUGGUAAGGAGAUUGUCGACCUUGUCCUUGACCGCAUCAGAAAAUUGGCUGAUCAGUGCACUGGUCUUCAGGGAUUCCUCAUCUUCCACAGUUUUGGUGGAGGCACUGGCUCUGGCUUUGCAUCUCUGUUGAUGGAACGUCUGUCUGUUGACUAUGGCAAGAAAUCCAAACUUGAGUUUGCUAUUUAUCCAGCUCCUCAGAUCUCCACAGCUGUUGUUGAACCCUACAACUCCAUCCUAACCACACACACCACUCUAGAACACUCUGACUGUGCCUUCAUGGUCGACAAUGAAGCCAUUUACGAUAUCUGCCGUCGUAACCUUGACAUUGAAAGACCAACCUACACCAACUUGAAUCGUCUGAUUGGUCAAAUUGUCUCCUCCAUCACUGCCUCUCUAAGAUUUGAUGGUGCCCUGAAUGUUGAUCUGACUGAGUUCCAGACCAACUUGGUGCCAUACCCACGUAUCCACUUCCCCCUGGCAACCUAUGCUCCAGUCAUCUCUGCUGAGAAGGCCUAUCACGAGCAGCUCUCAGUAGCUGAGAUCACCAACGCCUGUUUUGAGCCAGCCAACCAGAUGGUCAAGUGUGACCCACGUCAUGGCAAGUACAUGGCCUGCUGUAUGUUGUACAGAGGUGAUGUUGUCCCCAAGGAUGUCAAUGCAGCCAUUGCUACCAUCAAGACAAAGAGAACCAUCCAGUUUGUUGACUGGUGUCCAACUGGUUUCAAGGUUGGCAUCAACUACCAGCCACCAACUGUUGUACCUGGAGGUGACUUGGCCAAGGUCCAACGUGCUGUCUGCAUGUUGAGCAACACCACAGCCAUUGCUGAGGCCUGGGCCAGACUUGACCACAAGUUUGACCUUAUGUAUGCCAAGCGUGCUUUCGUCCACUGGUAUGUGGGUGAAGGCAUGGAGGAAGGUGAGUUCUCUGAGGCCCGUGAAGAUCUUGCUGCUCUGGAGAAGGACUAUGAAGAGGUUGGCGUUGAUUCAGUUGAAGGGGAAGGAGAAGAAGAGGGAGAGGAAUACUAAGUCCACCCAAGAAACUCUGUAUCAGUUAACAUAAUAUCAUGUUUUACCAGAAUUCUACCAAAGGCUAGUCAUCUUUGCUCUUCUUUCUAGCUGAUACCAGAUUUGCCAAACUUGAUAUUUUGUUGAAUAGAUGUAGAGUUGAUAAGGUAUAAGUGAAAUGCCAGCUUUUUACUCCAGUAAAAUAAACCCUACAUUUGCAGCUACUAAACUAAUAUAAAGGUACUGUGAUAAGAAAAGUUUCAACUCAUUUUGUUUUAUAAACAAUUUCAGCAGGUAACUUUUAGAAACAAGAUUUAAUGUACUCCUUGUCCAUUAUUUUGAGUAUUUACUUUUUAAUGCAUUUAUCUUGGCAUCAUUCCAUUCCAAAAUUUUUAUUUUUUGUAAGAAUUUUGACAUAGCAGCUGUAAUUUCAGAAUAUUGAUGUACUAUUUUUGUGACCAGUCUUUAAAUGAAUUUUGUAUUUAUUUUUUAAUAUUCAUUGGAGGAUUAAAGUUGCAAGUGUUGAA